AUGGAGGCUCCGAACUCAAAGGCUGAAGGCCCCACAUUGCAGACUGAGAGUGAAAGGAUGGACACAAACCCCCUGAUGGGCAGCAAUGCAGCACCGAUGCCUACUCGUUCUUUCAGAGAAGGAGGCCUGGGAGGUUCCAAGCUCCUCAAAUCCCCAGGCAUUCUGAGAUGGUGCCAAGACUCUUGGAUAGUUGAAGAUCUGGCUCUAGCAUUAUCAGUAUCAUGCUUGGUUGCCAUUUCCGUCAUCCUAUCUUGUUUCCAUGACAAGCCAGCCGAUUCAUGGCAUUCAGGUCUUGGUAUCAAUGCCGUUUUGUCCAUUUUGGCGACAGCCUUGAAGGGAUCAGUUGUGCUAGCUGCAAGCUCAUCAAUAGGACAACUAAAAUGGGCAUGGUACUCUCAAUCGCCUCAACCUCUGGAGUAUUUUCAAGCUUUCGAUAGCGCGUCCCGAGGCCCGAUUGGUGCGUUACUGCUCCUUUGGAGCGGAACUCGGUCUGCGCUUGCUAUUACAGGGUCAUUAAUCAUGCUGGUGGCCCUGGGUUCAGACGCAACAAUCCAGGCGUCCACCUCGCAGCAGUCCAGACUGAGACUUACAGAUACCGCCACUGUGCCAGUGGCCAAAUUUCUUGACCCAAACAUCACUUCCGAUCCCUUACUCUUAAGGGCAAUAUAUACUGGGACAUUCAGCGCUCAAAACAUUUCGAACAACGCUCUGUAUUCUGGGGCAGUGGAUGUCUCGCCUACCGGAUCUUUGGAAGCCCUUGACACUGUCACGCCUUUUUGCAGUACCGGUAGUUGCACUUUCGAGCCAUAUGCCUCUUUAGCCAUUAAACACCAAUGCUCGAAUAUAACCGAUCAGCUCCAGUAUGAGAAUGAUGGGACAAGUUACAGAAUCGUCAAAUUAUCAACUUAUCCCAUAUUUCCUCCAGAAUCUGUGAAUCAGGGCCCGAGUCUCAAUCUCAGCGGUCAAAUGGCUCUCGACCCGUUCAGUUUUGAGGAGAACCUAGACCAAAGUACCUUCCUUAACAUGUCUUCAAAAAUAAUGGAUGAAGUAACUGAAGCCUCAUACAACUCGACCAACUUGUCUUUCACGGAAGUCUACAUGAUAUUGUUCGAGGCUGCUACGGACAGUUUCCAAUCAUUUCGGUGCACUCUUGACUUGGGCUUGCAACUAUACACUGCAUCAAUAGAACAGGGACUGUUUACGGAAACCCCCGGCGACUUCAUCAAAGGGAACUGGACGUUGAGGACACGUGACGGCAUCGACACCAAUCCUGAGGCUGCUAAGAUUUCGUCGGGUUCCUAUUGGUCACUCGAAACGACUGCGGCUGGCAAGAGAUACCCGGUGGCGGUUUCAUCCACAGGCUGGGACAUGAUUCGUUACGAGGUUUCUCCACACUUCUCUGGUGAAAUUAUGGGUUUGAGUGUUCACAAGUGUGAGGAUAAUUAUAUUCUUGCGGAAGCCAUCAUACAACUUCGACCCUGGAAUACGACAUUGGAUUUUAUUUUCGAGAGUAUUGCCCGAAGCGUCACGCAAUAUCUGCGCACGGCUUCUGUUGACGUUGCCAUUGGUACGACUCAAUACCAGGAACAGUACAUACAAGUGCGCUGGCCAUGGCUUAUCUUACCUGUCGUGCUGGUAUUGUCGAAUAUUGUUUUCGUGCUCAGUGUGCGUUUGCAAAGCCGGCAACUUCAAUUACCCAGCUGGAGGAAUAGUGCGCUAGCUACUUUGCUGAAUGACAAUAACACGGGUGAAGGCAAAAUAGUAUGCGAACUGCAAAAGGGCCAGAUUAUACCAAUCGGUCCGCACCCACGUUUUGGGACAAUAAGCGAGAUAGACGCAUGGGCUAAUGCACGAUAUGCCUUAGGGAGAGGCUGUCACAAUGGAAAACCGGGGGUAUACACAACUGAGAACGACAGCUUAGAGGAGCUUGAUGAGAUAAUGUGA
Molecule: messenger RNA, 1944 nt
Organism: Pestalotiopsis fici W106-1
Lineage: Eukaryota; Fungi; Ascomycota; Sordariomycetes; Amphisphaeriales; Sporocadaceae
Exons: 1
Coding region: 1-1944 (647 amino acids)
Source: RefSeq, a predicted model, not a curated record